AUGUAUGCUCGAAAGUUUCUACUCAAAAGAUUUCUUCGUCAAGAAUUCGGCCUGUUUAUAAAACCGUGCUCCGCCAGACCACGGAGUGCAUUUAUACCAAGGUCGGAGCAAAUACGUCCUUACUCGUUAUCGUCUACGGUAUCAACAAGAUCGAACAAUAAUUCGUUUACACCGCGUGAUAUUGGUCAAAACUCGAAAAACGGCGGAAACAAUGAUGAUGGUUCGGGGAAAAUAACAUUUCUCUGUCCGAAAUGUGGUGAUGUUUGCACACAUAUUCAAAGUCUUGUUUCAUCAACAAGAUUUGUCAAAUGCGAGAAAUGUAGUCAUCUUUUUGUCGUUCUAUCGGAAAAUGAAGGAAAUAAGAAAGCAAAAGAAGAUAAGAUUAAAAAGCGGCAACCACCACCAACACCGAAAAAGAUUUUUGAAUUCCUCAAUAAGUAUAUCAUUGGUCAAGAACAUGCCAAGAAAGUUAUGUCUGUAGCUGUGUAUAACCAUUACAAACGUUUAUAUAAAAAUCUUCCAGAAACAAGCACGACAAAGUCUCAGCAAACGCCAACCGAUUCCUUCAACGGUCUUCUUUCAACUCAGCCGCAACAGCAGCAACAACAACGUGAAUUUUCGAGAAAUAUCCAAGCUCUGUUCAUUAUUUUAUCAAUGAUUUUUUUAGGUUUUGUUCUCAAUGCUGGAAUUCCAUUUUAUACACUACCAUUAGACAGUUCAAAUCCAAAUUCUCCAAUCAAUAACAAUCCAAAUACUAAUGACGAGUUAAGACAUGGAAGUUCGGUUUUGAAUAAUGAAAAAUUUGAUCUUAAACUCGAGAAGAGCAAUAUUCUUAUGCUCGGUCCGACUGGCUCGGGUAAAACACUUUUAGCGCAGACUAUCGCGAAAUGUUUGGAUGUGCCAUUUGCCAUUUGCGAUUGUACAACAUUAACACAAGCAGGUUAUGUCGGAGAAGACGUUGAAUCAGUGAUUGCUAAGCUACUACAAGAUGCUAAUUAUAAUGUCGAACGGUGUCAGCAAGGUAUUGUUUUUCUGGAUGAAGUUGACAAAAUCGGUAGUGUACCGGGUAUUCAUCAACUUCGUGAUGUCGGUGGUGAAGGUGUACAACAAGCUUUGUUAAAGAUGCUUGAAGGGACCAUAGUUAACGUUCCUGAAAAGAAUUCGAAGAAGAUGCGUAGCGAGACUAUACAGGUUGACACAACGAAUAUCUUGUUUGUAGCGUCAGGCGCAUAUACAGGCUUGGAUAAGAUCAUUAGUCGACGCAAAAAGGAGAAAUACAUUGGCUUUGGUUCAACCUCGAAUGAAUCGCCAUCACGUCGUCGUGCCUCUCAAAUGGAUCUAUAUGAGCAAAAUGACGACAAAGAUGCAAAGAUAGAAGAGGAGAAUUUAGAACGUGAUCGAUAUCUUCAAGAAUGUGAAGCUCGCGAUUUGAUCGAAUUUGGAAUGAUUCCUGAAUUUAUUGGAAGAAUGCCUGUGAUUGUAUCAUUUCAUAGUUUAAAUGAAGACAUGUUAGUCCGAAUAUUGACUGAACCUCGAAAUGCUUAUGUGCCACAAUAUCAAACUCUGUUUCAAAUGGACAAGGUCCAAUUGGAUUUCACAGAUGGUGCUCUACGUGCAAUAGCUAAGAGAGCUUUGCAACGGAAAACAGGUGCUCGUGGUCUUCGCUCGAUACUGGAACGUAUUCUACUCGAGCCGAUGUUCGAUAUUCCUGAAUCUGAUGUUGUUGGUGUUCGUGUUGAUGAAGAAGCCGUUAAGACGAAUAAAUGUCCUGAAUACAUUCGUUCGCGUCCCACAAACACCACUGAAGAUCUCGAAGGGACUCCGUCGACAUCGGUAGACAUCAAAACUACGGAAGAUAACGACAGCAAAAUUUCCAUGCCAACCGGUUAA
Messenger RNA from Adineta ricciae, 1890 nucleotides. The record is from the annotation of a GenBank genome assembly. Lineage: Eukaryota; Metazoa; Rotifera; Eurotatoria; Adinetida; Adinetidae.